AUGAGCCUCUCUCCAACCACUUUAUUACUGCAAGAUCUUAUUAGCGCACCCAAUAAGGCAGAAUCCAUUCUGGAAGGCCUUACAGCUGAUCAAAUUGCUAUGAUUGAAAAUACCAUUAGUCGAGUCAAGAGAAGAAAAAUGGACAAACAACCCAAAGAAGAAAACUCCUCGGCAACUGUGAUUGCUAAUGCCUUGGCUGCUGCUAUGGUUUCAGCUGCUUUGCAAGCAUCUCAUUCUACAACCAAGAACAAUGCAUCUGGAACAGUUGCUCCUUCAAAGACAGUCACUGCACCUGUCAAUGCACCUGUCACAUCAAACGAACCUAUUGCAGAGAUCAAAGAUGGCAUCGAAUGGGUCUCUUUUGUCUACUCUCAUAAUCGUACACUCAAGCGUUAUUCGAUUAGGACAGAUAUCCAAACUGUAGCAUUGGAUGUCGUGGACGAUAAAUUUAAGGCCGAUAAUUGUGUAUAUCCUCGUGCUAACCUUCCAAAGGAAACCUACAAAGGCAACAGAUGGUCUUAUGAGACAGAGUGUAAUGAUUUGGGAUGGAAGCUUGCAUGGCUUAAUCAGUCAGAAAUUGCUGGUAAACGAGGUCUGAUUCAACGCGCGGUAGAUUCAUACCGUAAUCGUUAUCCUAAUAUGAGAUCAAGACGCGUUGCUCGUCAAGAAAAACUAUUGAAUGGCACACUUCGUAAACGAAAGAACAGAGAUGAUGAGGAUGAGACAUCCAAUAGUACUUCUGUAGCACCCACACCAGUCACUGCUACAUCCACUGUUCCUCAGCCUUUCCCUACGAGUCUGGAAGCUGCUAUUGUCAAGCCUGCUCACCAGCCAAAGACAAUUGCUAUUGAUGAUCCUAUCAACAACACACGCUAUCGUAUCAAGAUUAACAUUGAGGCAGUCUCCUUGGAUGAAAUUCCUGAUGAGUUUCGCAAGCAAAACUGUGCAUUCCCUAAAGCAGUAAGCGUUGACCCUGAGCACUAUGUUGGUGGUCGUACAAGAUGGUUGGAAGAUUCGAUGAUAAAUGAACUUGGUUGGAAGUUGGCUUAUUUAAAUCCUCGAGUGCUGUCAGGAAAAAAAAACUUUCUUCAACGUGCAUUGGAUGUCUACCGUACCAAGUUUAUGCCUUUGCUUCAUCCUCGCAAGAACUCUUCGCGCACACCAACUAAUAGAAUGAUUACUACACCAACAGAUACAAUUGAACAAGAUCAACUGUUAAAGAUAAUGCCGCCUUCCAUCACUCCUUGUCUUGAUUUUGGCAGUUGCUUUUCGCUGGACGAUAAAGCACCCAAGAUGAAAAUUGCUCUUAAUUCUUCGCCAUUGAGUGAUUUGCCUUGUAAAGCAAAUCAAGAUCCAAUGAUUUCACCUUCUUAUGACACCAUGUAUUCUGAUGCUCGCCUCUCUCCUUUUGACGAGUCCAAUAGCCAUUCCUCUUCCUCUGCCAACAGUGUUGUCUGUACGCCUAGUCCACCUGCUACUGCAGGUAUUUUUGGUUUUGCCGAUUCUGAUCUUUAUGACUCGUUCAUGCUGCCACCUGUGAAUGACAGCUUUAUGCUGCUCGAUAAUAACGAUAUGAAACCUUAUGAUCCUCUUAUGUCUCCCUCUCUUCCUUCAACUGCAGCCAGCCAAGACUUGAUCAAGCUCGAAGAAGAUUUUCACGAUAAUUUCAAUAAUGCUUCUCAUUUAUUAGAUCCCCUUUUCUAA
This is a messenger RNA of Gilbertella persicaria, 1704 nucleotides long. RefSeq lists its product as uncharacterized. The coding region runs from base 1 to 1704 and encodes 567 amino acids. The record is from RefSeq and is a predicted model, not a curated record. The transcript is spliced from 4 exons. NCBI's taxonomy places the organism in Eukaryota, Fungi, Mucoromycota, Mucoromycetes, Mucorales, Choanephoraceae.